Messenger RNA from Linum trigynum, 201 nucleotides. The record is from the annotation of a GenBank genome assembly. Lineage: Eukaryota; Viridiplantae; Streptophyta; Magnoliopsida; Malpighiales; Linaceae.
AUGGGAAGCGAAUCAGCUUCAGAUUUUGAUGCGGCGGUCGAGAGUCCAUCCGAAGAAGAAAUCAAAGAAGAUGGCGACGGGCGGGUCAGGAUGGGAGUGAAUCAGAGCGGUGAUGAUGGGAAAGUUGUCUGCAUUGCCGACCAAGGAGGGUUCGGGGGAAGGGAAGACGAGGUGUUGGUGGACGGGAAGGAUCGAAGGUGA